GUUGGGUAGUUCGUUGAUUUCAAAACUGCUCAAUGAAUUUCUGUAUUUAUUUAUCAUUUUAGUGAAAUGUGUAUUGUAAUUUGUAGUAAAAAGAUAAACCGCGGAUAUAACAACGAUAUUGCCGUAAUCUCAAGUUCAACAGUAUAGUAAUGGCCGAUGAAGGGGCCGAAGUUAUUGACUCGCAAAUAAUCGCAGAAAACGUUGGUUUUCUCGACAAUUGUUUCGAUAAUUCGUUUGCACUACAGUCUUCCAUAAUCGUGGUGAAGGAGUAUGUUGCAGAAGGACAAAAUGAGCAGUCUUCUCAAAAGUUGUAUGGAGUUAAAUCGAGUAAGAACAUUCCUACUGUUAAGAAAAACCAAUCUAUUGUUUUUAACUCCAGUACGAGUACAAAUGCUGAAUUUGUGUCUCAAAUAAUAGAAAAAGAUAAAGUUGUCAAUAAAAAUUUGAAAGCUUGGGGCUUACCCCAAGAUAUCGCCAGAAAAUAUGAAGAGAGAGGUAUACAAGAGAUGUUUGACUGGCAAGUAAGUUGUUUAGGUAACCCAAAAGUGCUUAUGGACUGCUGUAACCUGGUCUAUUCAGCUCCUACGUCUGCAGGGAAGACUCUAGUUGCUGAGAUAUUAACAAUUAAAACUAUUUUGGAGAGGCAAAAGAAAGUUAUAAUUAUAUUACCUUUUGUUUCUAUUGUAAGAGAGAAAAUGUUUUACUUACAAGAUAUUUUAUCUAGCUCUGGUAUAAGAGUUGAAGGUUUUAUGGGAUCCCAGUCACCUCCUGGUGGGCUGCAGGCUGUGCAUGUGGCUGUUUGUACCAUAGAGAAAGCAAACAGUUUGGUAAAUAGACUCUUGGAUGAUGGUAAUAUAUCAGAGCUGGGAGCUGUUGUGGUUGAUGAGUUACACCUCCUAGGGGAUCCACAUAGAGGAUAUAUAUUGGAGCUUCUACUCACUAAAAUUAAGUAUGUGUCAUCUAAAUUAGAUGAUGUACAAAUUCAAGUAGUAGGCAUGUCCGCUACUCUCCCCAAUCUGGAGGUACUAGCACAUUGGUUAGAAGCAGAACUUUAUAUAACACAAUUCAGGCCAAUCCCUUUAGAUGAAUUCUGCCUUAUUGGCAACAAACUUUAUGAUAAAUGUGGGAAGUGUAUAGAUACCAUAGAUAAUAAAGUGGUUGAAGAUGGUGAUAAUGUGCUGAAGAUAUGCUUAAACACAAUCAAGGAAGAAUGUUCAGUUCUGAUAUUCUGUAUGACUAAGAAUAGAUGUGAAAACUUAGCACAGAGCAUUGCAGGUUCAUUCUACAAGCUAGGGUGUUCUGGUAAUGAAAUGGGACAGGUAUUAAGACAACAAUUAAAGUCCGAUAGUAUUUCAGAAGUUUUAGAACAAUUGAAGAACUGUCCAGUGAGCUUAGACCAAAUUUUAAAAAACACCAUUUCAUUUGGUGUUGCUUACCAUCAUGCAGGUUUAACUUUCGAUGAAAGGGACAUUAUUGAAGGUGGAUUCAAAUCUGGGGCGAUACGAGUUUUAGUUGCGACGUCGACUUUGAGCUCUGGCGUCAAUUUGCCGGCUAGAAAGGUCAUCAUCAGGUCACCAGUGUUCCAAAGACAUCCAAUCAAUAUAUUGACCUACAAACAGAUGAUUGGUAGAGCUGGAAGGAUGGGCAGAGAUACAAAAGGAGAAAGCAUUUUGAUCUGUACAGAGGCAGAGAAACAGAUUGGUUUUGAUCUGAUGAUGGGAGCUUUGGAUCCUGUUAAGAGCUGUAUAGAAAGUGAAGAUAAGUACAUGAGAGCUGUGCUUGAAAUGAUUGCAAGUCAAGUUGCUUGCACUAAAGCAGAAUUAGACUUGUAUUCUAAGUGUACUUUAUUAUUUACACAGCAGAAUACUACACCAUCACAGAAUGAAUUACUAGAUAAUACUUUGGAAGAGUUGAGAAAUUAUGAGCUUGUCAGGAUACAAGAUGAUGGGGAUGAGAAGAAGUUUGUUGCUACUCCUUUGGGAAAAGCUUGUCUUUCGUCGUCUAUGGCUCCUAAUGACGGUUUAUCUUUAUUUUGUGAGUUGCAGAAAGCCCGGCAGUGCCUGGUACUAGAGACUGACCUUCAUUUGAUAUAUCUAGUCACACCAUACAGUGUCAGUAGUCAGUGGGGUGACAUAGAUUGGCUCCAUCUGCUAACUCUAUGGGAAUCUCUCACCAAAGCCAUGAAGAGGGUAGGAGAGUUGGUUGGGGUCCAGGAGAGCUUCAUAAUUCGAUGUUUAAGAGGAAUCAAUAAAAUGAAUAAUGUUCACAAUAAAUUAAACAUCCACAAAAGAUUUUAUACCGCCUUAGCAUUACAAGAUCUGGUGAACGAAGUACCAUUGUCUGAAGUCGCGGGCAAGUUCCAAUGUGCUCGAGGGUUCCUGCAGAGUUUACAGCAAGCUGCUGCUGCGUUUGCAGGUAUGGUCACUGCAUUCUGUCACCAGUUAGGUUGGAAAAACAUGGAGAUGCUGAUAUCGCAAUUCCAAGAUCGUCUGCACUUCGGUAUUCACUCUGAACUAUUAGAUCUCAUGAAACUACCGUCUUUAAAUGGUAUGAGAGCUAGAACCCUAUUUGAUGCGGGCUUUGAAACUGUGUCUAGCAUUGCGUCUGCUGAGGUGAAUACUGUAGAAAAUGCUCUUUACAAAGCUGUACCAUUUCAAAGUGAGAAGGAAAGAGAAGACGACGACAGUGAUGAUAUGAGGAAACGUAAGAAGAUGAAGAAUGUCUGGAUAACAGGGUGUUGCGGGAUGACCACCAAGGAGGCUGCUGAGAAUCUUGUAAUGGAGGCGAGAAAGUAUUUAGAACAUGAAAUUGGGGUGAAGGAAAUUAAAUGGGAUACGUUAGCAGGAUGUAGAAAUUCCACGCAGCAAUCCUCAAAAGAUGAACACGGUACAAAUAAGUCUUCAUGUUCGACCCCAAUAACAGUAAAUGAAAAUAUUCAAAAGUCAGAAACCUUGAUUCUUGAAGAAGGUAAUAAGCCUUCUGAAGCUUCACGUAAUAAUCACAGCUUAACUAAUAGAGACGUUAAAACAGAACUACUGACGGAGGAAACAGAUACUAUAUCACGAAAGUCUUACGAAAAUGAUAGUGAAAACAUUUAUCACAGCGCGAAUUAUUUCAAAUCCAGUGAUGUGAAAAAUGAACUUAAAAAAUCAAUUAUAGAUGAUAAUCUAGUUGAUUCCUUGAUAAGCAAUAAUGAAUUAGAGUUUAUGAAUAAAACGAGUUCGCCGAUAAUAAAUGGAAUGAAAAGAGAAAAGUCUAAGUUGAAAAGUCCACUCUUAAAAGAUGUUACUAACAUAAAACAUAGUCCAUCCAUUCUUAAAGAUGACAUUAUUUGGGACUCGAUGAAUUUUACUGAGGUCGCGAUUGAAAAUGUAACAAAAUUUCAAAAUGUUGAAAAAAUGUAUUCUCCAAACAUAAGUUUUGGUGAAUGUGAUGAAAAGUUGGAACCAGUAUCAGAAACCACAACAAGUACAAAGUCUACAGUGAAAGACAUUAGUUUAUUUUCUUCUGAAGGCGAUAACUCUAGUCUGUUUGAAGAGAGUUUGCCUAUAGACUUGAUCCCUAGUAAAUUGUUGGAUGAUAAAUUUACACAAAUUCAAAUAACCAAGCCUAUUAAACAGGAAACUGCCUCGGACUUUAUAAGUAUGAAUUCAAAUUCUAUCCUAAAUGCUUUUAAGUCCACAAUAGUGGAAGUCGAUGAUGAGUGUGAUGAAAUCAAACUGGUUUAUGAAGAGGAUAAUAAAUUAUCGGAAAAUGAAUCAGAAAGCGGUUUUAAUCUGUCGGAAGACGUAGUGAUUGAAACUCAAGAUAUAAACGUUAGUCCAAUCAAAGACAGCUUUAAAAGUCCUUUUAAACGACAUAAUAGUUACAAAGAUACUACGCAGCCCUCGGCAAAAAAAGUUAAAACUGGAACCGAUACUGAUAUACUUCCUAUUUCUACAACAAAAAGUGAUGAUGAUUCCUUUGCUUUAAAAAUGAACUGUCCUGAAUCAAAAAUGUUUACAUUGGAAAUUAGAAAACAGAAGAUCAAAUGUUUUAUUUUGAAGAGGAACGAUAUUUUAAACAAUUUUGAAGUUAUUGACAGCAAUAAAGAAGCGGCUAUAUAUUUGAAUGUGAAAGCGCCGACUGCUCCUACAAAUGAAGUGAUAGGCAGUAACAUUGUGAAGACAAGACCUCAGACAGCGAAUACAUCAAUUCUAAUACAAGGAAUAGCUGUUUACCUUGGUAAGGACACGUGUGUUUUCCUAGACUUUACAAACAUUGGGGAUUUGUUUACGUCAGUCAAGAAUAAAUUAGCUAUCUGGCUUCAAAGGAAAAAUACCAAGUUGAAGGUGAUGUCAUUGAAAUCAGACUAUGUGAAUAUAAAGAAAUGUUUCAAUAUUGAUGUAUUAGCGUCGUUAUUCGAUGUUUCUUUAGCUGAAUGGCUCGUAGAUAGUGAUGAGAAAAUACCGAACCUUGUAUACCUGACCAAGAAGUAUUGCGAUGUAGAUCUAACUACAGUUUCAUUGAAAGUAAAUAAUCGCGUGAAGAGGUAUCAACAUCUGGAUACGAUCGAGGCGUGUUGUUUGAAGACAUGGUCGAUAUGGAAUGUCGCUGAAAAGGAAGUACAGUAUUUAUUGGCGCAGUAUGAGAACGUUCGAAGUAUAAUCUCUAUAGAGUUUCAAAUAUCGAAGAUCUUAGCCGAUUGCGAGUACUACGGCUUGGCGGUGGACAAGCAGCUCGCAUCCCAACUGCUCAUCGACGUGAAGGACUCGCAGGAGCAUCUUCAGAGGAGAGCGUAUCAGAUGUGUGGGUACCACUUCAACUUCAACUCGGCUAAAGACGUCGCGAAGGUUUUAGGGUUGUAUAAGGGGCGCAAAGUGAGCACUAAGAAAAGUGUGCUGACGUCACACAACAGCCCGAUGGCGAGCCUCGUCAUUUACUGGAGGAAGCUCAACUCUAUACUGACGAAGACCUUGUAUCCUUUGACGGAGAAAGCUUGCAUAUACAGCGACGGAAACAGGAUAAACCCGUCGUACACGAUGUUCACGUGCACAGGCCGGAUCAGCAUGCACGAACCGAACCUCCAAAGCGUUCCACGUACUUUCUCCAUCCCAACGUCAUACUUGGACUCUCAACCUUCUACGGACAUCAUAGAGUUCAAUUGCAGGAACAUAUUCCAGGCUGCCCCAGGGUAUGUCCUGGUGUCUGCAGACUACUGCCAGUUGGAAAUGAGGAUUCUGACGCACUAUUGUGAAGAUGAAGUGCUUAUGAGGAUUAUGAGGUCGGAUGUGGACGUGUUUAAAGCUAUAGCGGCGUCGUGGGGCAACGUCGCUGAAGAUGAGGUAGAUGACGACCUCCGCCAGAGAGCCAAGCAACUCUGCUACGGGAUACUCUACGGCAUGGGAAACAGAACUCUCUCCCAGCAGCUGGAAGUAUCCGAGAUGGAGGCAGCAGUGUUCAUGGACACUUUCUACCGCAGCUACCCGGGGAUCCGACGGCUCACGGGCCGGUUGCUCGAAGACUGCCGCCGGAGGGGUUACGUCGAGACACUCAUGAGAAGAAGGAGAUACCUGCCCGAUAUCAAUAGUCAAGUCUUAGCCAGGAAAAGCGCAGCAGAGCGGCAAGCAGUGAACACGACGAUCCAAGGUUCAGCGGCGGAUAUAGCCAAGGCAGCCAUGUGUGCCAUCGACACUCGCACUAACACACACGUGCACAAACCCCGCCUCAUCCUGCAGAUGCACGAUGAACUCAUAUACGAGGUUCCGAAGAACAACAAGAAUGACUUCGUGAAGAUUUUGAAAGAAGUCAUGGAAAGAACUGUCAAAUUGAACGUGCCUUUACCUGUUAAAGUACGGUCAGGGAACACUUGGGGUAGUUUGCAGGAAAUCAAGUUUUAAGAUGUACUGACUGAAAUCAAUAUAUCACGCCACCCCGAAGAGGUAGGCAGAGGUGACAGUACACCCACUUGACUGAAAUCAUGUUGGAAUUUAUUCUGUGAUACUUAUUUUAUUAAUGCGAUGUGGUCUACGAAUAAAUAAGAUGUGGUAGUUGAUAAUAAACUUUUUAGUUUUA
This is a messenger RNA of Pectinophora gossypiella (pink bollworm), 6054 nucleotides long. It is a transcript of the gene DNApol-theta, whose product is annotated as DNA polymerase theta. Lineage: Eukaryota; Metazoa; Arthropoda; Insecta; Lepidoptera; Gelechiidae. Bases 150 to 5879 code for a protein of 1909 amino acids. Gene Ontology annotation, biological process: double-strand break repair via alternative nonhomologous end joining; DNA-templated DNA replication. Gene Ontology annotation, molecular function: DNA-directed DNA polymerase activity; DNA binding; ATP binding. The record is from RefSeq and is a predicted model, not a curated record. The transcript has 9 exons.